Messenger RNA from Lathyrus sativus (Indian pea), 2163 nucleotides. The record is from the annotation of a GenBank genome assembly. Lineage: Eukaryota; Viridiplantae; Streptophyta; Magnoliopsida; Fabales; Fabaceae.
AUGAACACCAAAGGCGUCGAUUUUGCCUCCGACAAAGUUCUAGCGAGUCGGUUUCUUUCCGAAUUCGCAGACGCUAAUGGCGAAGCCAAGUACAUCAACAUCCUGCAAGAUGUUGCAAACCACAAAACUCGAUCUGUUGAGAUUGAUCUUGACGACUUAAUGAGCUACAAGGAUCUAGAUGAGGAAUUUCUGACGCGAGUUACUGAGAAUACCAGGAGAUAUAUAGGGAUUUUUGCUGAUGCGAUUGAUGAGCUCAUGCCAGAGCCUACUGAGGCGUUUGUUGAUGAUGAUCAUGACAUUUUGAUGACUCAGAGAUCUGAUGAAGGAACUGAAGGUGCUGAUGGUUCUGACCCGCACCAGAAGAUGCCUCCUGAAAUCAAACGCUUUUUUGAGGUUUAUGUUAAAGCAUCUUCAAAAGGACGGCCGUUUACAAUUAGGGAGGUGAAGGCUUCAAACAUUGGCCAGCUUGUAAGAUUAGCUGGUAUAGUCACUCGAUGCUCUGAUGUCAAACCAUUGAUGCAGGUUGCUGUGUACACCUGUGAGGACUGUGGCUUUGAAAUUUACCAGGAAGUAACAGCUAGAAUAUUCAUGCCUUUGUUUGAGUGUCCAUCAAGGCGCUGUGUCAUGAACAAGAGCAAGGGUAAUGUCAUCCUUCAAUUGAGAGCAUCAAAGUUUUUGAGAUUUCAAGAGGCCAAAAUUCAAGAGUUAUCUGAACAUGUUCCAAAGGGUCAUAUUCCACGAACAAUGACUGUUCAUCUUAGGGGAGAACUAACUAGAAAGGUAUCUCCUGGUGAUGUUGUUGAACUAUCUGGGAUUUUUCUUCCUAUACCUUAUGUUGGUUUUAGAGCAAUGCGCGCUGGCCUUGUUGCCGAUACAUACUUAGAGGCCAUGUCUGUGUCUCAUUUUAAGAAAAAAUAUGAAGAAUAUGAACUUAGAGGAGAUGAGGAAGAGCAGAUUAAACGUUUAGCAGAAGAUGGUGAUAUCUAUGAUAAGUUGGCAAGGUCACUAGCUCCUGAAAUUUUUGGACAUGAAGAUAUUAAGAAAGCACUGCUGCUGCUUCUUGUUGGUGCACCCCACCGGCAAUUGAAAGAUGGAAUGAAGAUCAGAGGAGAUCUACAUAUAUGUUUGAUGGGGGACCCUGGUGUUGCCAAGAGUCAGCUUCUUAAACACAUAAUCAAUGUAGCACCCAGGGGUGUAUACACCACUGGAAAAGGAAGUAGUGGAGUUGGACUAACUGCUGCUGUUCAGAAAGAUCCAGUGACAAAUGAGAUGGUUUUGGAGGGUGGAGCAUUGGUGCUAUCAGAUAUGGGCAUAUGUGCCAUUGAUGAAUUUGACAAGAUGGAUGAAUCGGAUCGUACAUCUAUACAUGAAGUUAUGGAACAACAGACUGUUAGCAUUGCCAAGGCUGGGAUCACUACAUCACUGAAUGCAAGGACUGCUGUCCUUGCUGCAGCUAAUCCAGCAUGGGGAAGAUAUGAUCUAAGAAGAACUCCUGCUGAAAAUAUAAAUCUUCCACCUGCCCUCCUAUCAAGGUUUGAUUUACUGUGGUUAAUUCUAGAUCGAGCUGAUAUGGAUAAUGAUCUUGAAAUGGCAAGGCAUGUUGUCUAUGUCCACCAAAACAAAGAGUCCCCCGCACUAGGAUUCACUCCUCUUGAACCAUCUGUUCUACGUGCAUACAUAUCAACUGCUAGAAGGUUGUCUCCUACUGUCCCAAGGGAACUGGAAGAGUACAUUGCCAGUGCUUACUCUAGCAUUCGGCAAGAAGAAGCUAAAUCCACCACUCCACAUUCCUAUACGACUGUCAGAACAUUGCUCAGCAUUCUCCGCAUAUCAGCUGCCCUAGCAAGACUUCGCUUUGCUGAAACUGUUGCUCAGAGUGAUGUGGAUGAGGCUUUGAGGUUAAUGCAGAUGUCAAAAUUCUCUUUGUACUCUGAUGACCGUCAAAGAUCUGGUCUGGAUGCUAUAUCUGAUAUUUAUUCGAUACUACGUGAUGAAGCUGCUAGAAGUCACAGAAUGGAUGUCAACUAUCGUGAUGCAUUGAAUUGGAUAUCUCGGAAGGGGUACAGCGAAGCCCAGUUGAAAGAGUGUUUAGAGGAAUAUGCAGCAUUGAAUGUAUGGCAGAUACAUCCUCAAACCUUCGAUAUUAAAUUUAUCGAUGCUUGA